This is a messenger RNA of Bombina bombina (fire-bellied toad), 3838 nucleotides long. RefSeq names its product tripartite motif containing 65 (gene TRIM65). Gene Ontology annotation, molecular function: protein binding. NCBI's taxonomy places the organism in Eukaryota, Metazoa, Chordata, Amphibia, Anura, Bombinatoridae. Gene Ontology annotation, biological process: positive regulation of autophagy. The record is from RefSeq and is a predicted model, not a curated record. The transcript is spliced from 6 exons. The coding region runs from base 483 to 2069 and encodes 528 amino acids.
UCUCUUUUCCAUCACUUCCUGUGUCCUAAUCCCCUUUCUCUCUUUUCCAUCACUUCCUGUGUCCUAAUCCCCUUUCUCUCUUUUCCAUUACUCCUGUUUUCACACUCUUUACAUUCUUUGUCUCAUCUUUUACCUUUUUAUCCUCCUCCACACCUUUCUCCUUCCCUACAUGCUUAUUCUAUAUUCCUCCAGUUCACAAUAUUCUCCCUCCUCCUUCCAACAGACUUCAUCUCUCGUCGUCAUACCCUCCUCCUCUUUUCACCACUGUCACAAUAUCUCCUCCUCCAAACACUCCCAUAUCUACAGAUCCUCCUCCCUAUCAGCUGUUCUCACUUACAAGUUUCAUUUUCAGUUCCUAGUACCUAUUUCUUCCAGAACAAAACACACUGCAGUUUUUUUUUUCUGUCUGCAGUUCUCUCCCUGCUUUCCUCUGGUCACAUCUAACAAUCCUUUUGCUUUUGUCUCCCAGGAGCUCCCUGACAAUGUCAGAUACAGGUGUGUCUCCAGAUACCCUUCUGGAUGAGGGUGAUCUGAUUUGUUGCAUCUGUCUGGAACUGUUCACAAACCCUCUAACACUCUCAUGUGGGCACAGCUGUUGCCAAAAGUGUAUUCAUGAGCACUUUGAUCAAGAGGAAGGUAACCGGACAAUUUGCACCUGCCCUGAAUGUCGUAAGGAAUUCCCGCAGCGUCCUGAGCCUUCCAGGAAUGUGAUCCUCUGUGCUAUUGUGGAAAAGUUGAAGAAGUCAGGAAAGCAGAGACAUCCUAAGAGUCCAGUCCUACUGAAGAGCCAGACUACUGUUCCUGGAACACUGUGUUCUCGGCACAACCACCCACUGGACAUGUUCUGCUGCUCUGAGAAGAGAUGUAUAUGUCGGGAGUGCAUUGUGAAGGAAUGUCAUACUCACAGUAACAUGCUGAUGCUCAUUGAAGCCAAAAGGCAACAGGAACAGGAGCAGCUCUGCCAAGCACAGGACGUAAACACCAACUCGAUAAAACAAACAGAAGAGAAAAUCACAAAACACGAGCAGCUUGGGCAAAAGAUAAAGGCAACGUGUGAUAAACUGGUGUCAGGAACUGAGGCCGAGUUUGACCAGCUGAGCAGAAUCCUGGAGGAAUGUCGCUUGCUAACUAAACAGGCGAUAAAGCAGGAGGAGGUGACAUCUUUAGGGCGGGUGGAGGAAAGCCUAGGACAGCUGAGGAGUUAUCUGACAACGUUACAGCAAUUCAGUCAAGAGGUGAAACAGCUACUCCAGAAUCCGGAUCAUGCCAUUUUCUUGCAGCAACUGGCUCUUCUUGCCUCACCUGAGUCGGCUCCGACAUUACCAGACAUCCCGUUUUGUUGCUCUGCGCAAGUGGAAGCAGUGACCAGGAUCCUGCCGGAGGUCAAACGCCUUCUCCAGGUGGAACUACCUAACGCAUUGCACCCAUGUAUGCCAGAGACUGAGGCCAAAGACACCAGAGGAGCAGGAACUAGCACAAGGCCAAAGCAGAGAAGUGAUCCUUACGUCAUGAGUGAAAUGAGAUCCCAACUUUUUAAAGAGUACCAUAACUUGACCUUUGACAUACAAAGCGCCAACAAAUAUAUCCAAGUGUCACGUAAUGGUUGUGAAGCAAACCACACCCGGAUAUCAGUACAUAAUGUCCCUGAGCUUCAGGAACAAUUCAACAAUUGGCAGGUCAUGUGUACAGAUGGAUUCCACCAAGGUCGCCAUUACUGGGAAGUGGAAAUCUCUGAUUUUUUUGUGCAUGUUGGGGUGGCAUAUGGAUCCCUGUCUCGUAACGGAGGCGACGAAAAUAAAAUAGGACACAACCGGUUUUCCUGGAGCCUGCAAAUACUCAGCACCCGCCACUCAGUCUGGCACGACAACAAAGAGGAGAAGUUGCAGAUGCCCAAAUAUAAGAAAAUUGGAGUCAGUCUGGAUUAUAAUGCCGGCAGCCUAAUUUAUUAUGGCAUUAAAGAUGGUAAACUCAAUCUCCUCCACUCCUUCAGUUGCACCUUCUCAGAGGUGAUAUAUCCCAUCUUUUGGAUUGGAGAGGGUGCCUCUGUUGUACUGUGCCAAGUUUCUUAGCCCCCAUGUUUAGCCACUGCUCCUGAUGAUGCUCGGUAGAGCUGUUCUUGCGAUGCACCUGUGCUUCACCGUAAAGAUGCUGAUUGAUGCGUGAGCUCAUACUUUGCACUAAUGCAGAGACUUAUUCUCCAGUAAACUAAGUUAUCUCUGUCCCUAAACAAAUAUUUUUAAGAUGGUACCAGCAAAACAGCUCAAAUUCUUACUUAUGUCAUUUUAAACUAAGAAAAUUAAAUAAUAGAAAUUAAUUGGGAAAUUGUUUAAAAUUGUAAUCUCUGGGCCGAUUUUACUACUGCCCGAAUGGUGGCUAAUCCGCCGGAAACAGGAGUUAAGAAGCAGUGGUCUUAAGAACGCUGCUCCUUAAUUCGUAAGCCUCCUCUGAGGCUGCGGACAUCAAUCUGCCCAAUCGUGUAUGAUCGGGUUGAUUGGCACCACCUGCUAGCAGCCGAUUGGCCGCAAAUCUACAGGGGGCGGCAUUGCACAAGCAGUUCACCAGAACUGCUUGUGCAAUGUUAAAUACCUACAGCGUAUGCUGGCGGCAUUCAGCGAUGUCUGGCGGACAUGAUACGCUACAGCGGAUCAUGUCCGCCAGACAUUGAUAAAUCGGCCCCUCUAUCUGAAUCAUGAAAGAAACAUAUUGGGUUUUAUAUCCCUUUAAUACCCUGAUAGAAAAUACAUGAAUAUGAAAACAGAGGGGAUUGUAAAACACAAUGCGCUGAAAGCAGAGUAAUCUGAUUUGUAUUGGUAGCGGGAUUUCAUUUUUUAAUUGUGCUCCCUGACAAAUUUGCUCUCCCUUAGCAAAGUUUAUUUUUACUUUACUUUCUGAGGGACACUAAACUCAAAUUUUUUCUUUCAUGAUUCAGAUAGAGCAGAAAUGUUAAGCAAUUUUCUAAGUUACUCCUACUAUCAGUUUUUCUUCGUUCUCUUGAUAUCUUUAUUUAAAAAGCAGGAAUGUAAAGCUUAGGAGCCUGCCUCUUUUUGGUUCAGCACUCUGGAUAGUGCUUGCUUAUUGGUGACUACUUUCAGCCAACCAAUAAGCAAGCAUAACCCAGGUUCUGAACCAAAAAUGGGCCGGCUCCUAAGCUCUUCCUGCUCUUUAAAUAAAGAUAGCAAAAGAACGAAGAAAAAUUGAUAAUAAGAGUAAAUUAGAAAGUUGCUUAAAAUUGCUGCUUUAUCUGAAUCAUGAAGGAAAAAAUUUGGAUUUAGUGUCCCUUUAGAAACAUCUCACAACUCGCAGGGACAGGUGGUUUUUUAGAUCAUUCCCUGAGGGCAUGAUCUAAAAUAUAUCUGACCCUGUAACAUUUUGAUCAUCAGGACCUCAGUCUCCUUGUCAGCAACAAACGGACAUGAGGCUGAUACAGUUACACUGAUAAGCUGCAUUAGACAAAAAAAGUAGCAUGACUGUUACGUUGACAACUUGGUUUGUAAAAACAAAAUACAAAAAAAGUACUUUGUAUUUUCUUUAUUUAUAAGGGACAUAUACGUAUAUAAUUAGUACAGAAGUUUUAUGUAGUUUCAUUUAUGUUAUGCUCAGUCACUGGGGGGUAAGGUACGGCAAGACAUAGCGGUAAAUGUAAAGAUUUUAGAUUUAUGUUCUUGUAACACAACAGCAACACAGAGGUUUUGUAAAAACAAAGCAGAAGAUAUUUAUGUUUUUUUAACAUGCAACAUUGCUUUUUUUUUUUUACUGUUAUUAAUUUAAUACUUAAAGCAACUUUAUGUCCGGGAUAUAAAAAAUAUUUUAUUGUAUAUUAUUAAAAUGAUGAAUGUCA